Molecule: messenger RNA, 4838 nt
Organism: Pyricularia grisea
Lineage: Eukaryota; Fungi; Ascomycota; Sordariomycetes; Magnaporthales; Pyriculariaceae
Exons: 5
Coding region: 584-3220 (878 amino acids)
Biological process (GO): nuclear-transcribed mRNA catabolic process, nonsense-mediated decay
Cellular component (GO): telomerase holoenzyme complex
Molecular function (GO): telomerase RNA binding; protein binding; telomeric repeat DNA binding
Source: RefSeq, a predicted model, not a curated record
CUUGCCCGCCUGUUUUAGGUACGUGGAGAGUGAAAGUAACGAGACGGGGUCAAGCUUCCUGUCAUUGUACUACUUUUGCAUCGUGUUAGACUGGUUUUUUACUCUCUCAGUCUUAACAUUCUUUUAUUCCUUCGAAUUUUUUUUGUCCCUUUCUGGCUUUUUGUUCACGACUUGUCGAGUCCUGAUGCCAAUGUCAGCGUCAGAAAAGACUCGAAACACGUCUUCCUUUACCGCCGUGCAGCGCAGUUUACCCGCGCUCCGAAUAACCUCAUCCAGCCUCUGCAAGUCCAGCUGCCAUUCGAGUUAUGGACUGGAUGCGGUCCCUGGCAUUGCGUUUGGAGUUCUGCAGGCGUAGGGCUUGAUACGUCGCCACCAACGAACGUGUCCCGCUUCUCUCCUGGCUUGACCUAAAUACCUGGCUGGCCUAUUAUUAUUUUUUUGCCCCCCUGCAUUUGGCAUGAAGUAUCUAAAAACUUUGGCCAUUAUCUUGCACAUAAACCUCGUAUAAAUUGAUCUCGCCGUCCCUCCCAGGCCCGCUCCCAUCAGCGGAUCUGGAAACGCUAGAGGCAAAAUCUUGGUAACCAUGGCGGCUACUGUUAAAACAGCGACGAUGGAGCCCGCGGGCUUUAGCGCGGCUGACAUUUGGAAGAGUGCUCAAAAAUGCCGGCGCGCCCUUCAGAAGAGACUGGAGCAGCUUCAUCAGAACGAAGGGAAGGGCAAUGAGGAUGCGUACCUCAGGGCGCUGGAUGAGAUCCUGUGCACCUUUCGACUGGGCUGCGUCGGUACUGUCUUUGAGGAUUUUGCCUACGCCACCGAACAGAAUGUCGACAAGCACCUAUGGAAUAUGCAUUCGACUAUCAACGGAGAGUUCCGUCGUGUUCGCUCUAGGUUAAACCCCAAGGCGGAGCCCAAGGUCGCCAUACUGCAUCGACAAGUCUUAAAGAUGCAGGGGGACUUUCUCCGCACGUCGCAGAAGUUCUACAAGGGCUAUCUCCAGCGGUUAUCGGCCAAGUACCAAAUACCCAACCUCGAUCGAGUGGCCAAAUCUGUGAGAUUUGACGUCACGUUGGACAAGGUGGAUCGCGAAACAAAUGCCGGACUGGAGUCUCAGAUUGUCCGGGCCUGUCAUCAGAUUUUGGUUCACCUGGGCGACCUGGCUCGCUAUCGUCUAGAAGUUGACCGGAAGCCGCAGAAAACCGACAUACCGCUGCUGUACCUCCGCCUCGCCAAUGAUUUGCUCCCCUCGUCUGGGCUUGGUUAUCACCAGAUGGCCGUUGUCUACCGUGGUAUUAAAGACCAAGACCUCGCCAUAGUUUAUCACCUUCAUCGAGCGCUUGUCGUGCAGGAACCACAUCCAAUGGCUGCCAAGAACCUGGAGAUUGAGUUUCAGAAACUGAGCCCAGGUAGUCCGAUGCGCGGCCGCAAUGCGUCUUUGGAUCCUCAAAUCACCUUGUCUGUGUGGUUCGUGCGCCUACAUGCUAUCUACUAUGCAGGCUUGGUUGUUCCCCAGCAGAAAGAACUGGAACGGGAGGUACUCCACCGGAUUCAGAUGCUACUAGUGACAAAGGAUACCGUCGGCCUCCUCCUCACUCUGGUUCUCACUAGCAUUGCUGCUUACGACUUUGCUUGGCAAAGAACUGAAGAAAAAUGGUCUGAAGAAGCCUCACAAUCCUGCCAGUUCAUCCUUGGCUUCAACAUUCGUAUCAUUGUCGCUGUCAACCGGGUUCUGGCAAAGCAGAUCCAAGAAGCACUGCAGUCUGUUACGCCAGCCCCGACAGCCGGCGAGACAUCUACUCCUGUGGCAGCCAAAACUACCGAUAAGUUCCUGACGGUCCUGCAGUCCGCUUUGCCUCUGUUGCGUGUCUACAUGGUUUGGCUUUGCAAGUAUCGUGGGGAUGUUGUGCGUUACGCAAGCCACCUCUCUCACGUGGCCGAGAUGCACGAGUCAAUGGCCGAAACCAUCUCACUCCUUAUCGAGGUCUUCCGGGACGACCAGAACGACGGCUCCACUGCCAAAUAUAUGUUGUUAGAGGACGUCGAGACACUGGGUUUCAAGCCUCUGGAAAAUGAAAAGGCCCCCUUUGUUUGUCGCCCAAUGCAUUUCUUCCCGGAUGGAACCGCAAAGCCCAGGGUUGAAGACUGCUCUUUCGACAAGUCUGACAACAAUGGCGAGACCCUUUCUCGAAUCAACGACGUUGUGAACUGUGGCUACUUCAUUGGAACCGAUCCCAACUAUCCUUUGACUAUUGCCCGGAAGCAAAAGGGCCCGCGAACCAUCACGAUCCUCAGUUACCAGGCCAAUUCGGGCUCGGAGAUGAUAAAUGGCAUGAAAAACUCGAGCAGCGCUGGUCAAAGCGAGCCGAUCACACCACAUAGGCAAAGUGCUCAAGGAUCUCCAGCACCAACAAAACUUUCCAGCACGAGUGGUGCGCAUCAGCAGCCGCAGCCGCCACAGGCACCGAUCGGAACUCCCAAUGCUGCGAUCACCAAAUCAACCGAGACUGAGUUUGAUGUCGACGAGGAGAUGCUUGGUAGACUAAAUGAGUUCCUAGUUCCUCCCGAAGUACACUCGCCGCAGCAGAGUGGCAUUGAAGAUCCGACUUUCUCUUAUGGCAUGCAUUCGACCACCGCCAACGAUGUCUUUGGGUCGCUAAACAGCCAGAAACCAGUCAAAACACCGACAUCCGCAUCUGGCAGGGCUUUCCCCACGCUUCCCUGGGACAUGUGGACCCCCACGAACCGAUCAGGCUUUGGAUUCAGUGCCACGGCUUCGCCCGAGGUUGAACCGGCUACAGCUUUCAGCCAGGCAGCCCACUACAGCCACGCACCGAGGAAGACUGAGCGUCUGCAGAGCCCCGGGCUUCCCAGUGCUCCCAGGGCUUCGGACACGGCAGAUGCGCAAGCCCAGGUAGCUGCCGAGCGCUAUGCUGCUGGUUCAUUUCCGAAUCGCAACUAUAGCAUUGGUGAAGCUUACAACAAGGAGAGGAUGGAUGAAAUUUCCAAGCAGGCCAGCUGGCAAUUCAAUCAGAAAAGACAGCCCGCACGCGUUCCCACCGUGUCAAUCCCGGCUCAGACUCCGAUCCGACAACCCUACAACCAACCGACCGGCUUUACCGACUCUCCGUUCUUCCAGUCGACCAAUUUCUCGUCCAGUGCUUCCGGAUUGCCUCAGGUGCAGGGCUCGUGGGGAUUUGCCGUUCCAGGAAAGAAGCCCUCAUGAAACAGGACAAGGGCACUGGUAACAAAACUCACCAACUUCGAAGCUGUCGUUGUGAACAAGCUCAGAUAAGUCAAUAUGCGCAAGGCUCAUGUGGCUUUGGUGAGCAAGUGUACCAUUCAACAUGGCACAGUUCUAGCGAACCGUCCCUGAACAUUGAUAUGUUUAGGAAGCGGGCUCUGCCACAUGGUCGGGGGCAGCUCGCAGAUUUUGUCUAUUAUACAGCGUUGAUUACGGGCACUAACUGCUCACUGCUAGCCUUUGUAAUCUGGACAAGGGCUCCUGGACAUCCACUGCCGGGUGCCGGAUUGCCGAUCUGCUCGGGCGACCAUGCGCCUUUGGGAAGUCAAAUACUCUGAGACCGAGGUUAUUCAGCGAUGGCUGCGGACAUGAUUACAGGCAGAAACUUGCCAAGCUGUGUUUCAUCCACCGGAGUGCAAAGCGGGUUGCUUUUAUUUUUCCGUUGAGUGUCUUGUAGUGGAUUAAUCUGGGUGUCUAUUCUGGCUGAUUAAGGGUCUAUUAUGGGUGGUCUGGCCUAUCAGGACCGUGGUAUCUUGAGGGGUUCUACACAUGAGUCUGCACAGCACUACAAAUUUUCCAGGGACAGGAGCCUCGCAUGCUUAAAACCCUGCGGGUUCUGGUUUGACGGGGAACACAGGAUCGUUCGUACUCCGGCGGCAGUCCUCCUUCCAGUUCCUCGGGGUGAACUUGUCUACUAUGGACUUGAAAGCUCUCUAAGUACAGAAGCUCUCAUUGCCAUCGAGGUGAUUUCCUGGGAUUCGGCAGCCAGGAAUGGUCACAGGUUCAUCAUUGUAUCGUACGCGUACGUAGUAACCAUCAAGCCUUUCUGUUUCACUUGGAGAUAGCUCGUCCAUAGUUCUUCGCCCAAUGCCCCCGGACGCCUUGCCGAUCUUGGAGCUAAAUGCGCUCCACCAGCCGUUACUUGUGGGCAAGACAGCUGCGGCAGUUGCCUUGGUUGGAUCACGGAACAUUUCAAUAGCCACAUGGCUGGUGUAUGGGGGCCACUUGUCCGUUUCAAAGGCACCCAAGCUGGCCAAGAUCCCAGCAAGGGUGGUGUCGUGACAGCCGCUGAGGCCAAACUUGACGGAAGCAUCCUUGCGGCUCUCGUUCUUCCGUUCAGUCCCUUCGGCGGCUGGUCCCUCGACACUGGAGACCAUCCUUCCGACUAUGUCCCCCAUGAGACUGCCGACGCCCAGGGCACGGUACUCACGCGACUCCUUGUACCCGCUGAACCACUCCUCAACGCCAAUCUUCUCCGUGAUGGCGAUGGCCUUCUUGUCGUAAAACUCACGGGGCAGCCUGGUCUCAGGCCCGUGGCCCAGCGUGGAGUUGACCGUGUCCAUGAUGCCCGACAGGCGCGGGCGCGAGUCCACGGCGACGCGGGGGCUGUCCUCGGGCAUCCACUUGGCCCACAGCCGGUUGAGGUACUCCAUGUCGGCCGAGUCGUUCCAGCGAUCGGCGGUACGCUGGGCAAAAGCGCGCGACAGGGCGGCCAGACGCCGACAGCCGGCUUCGUUGGGGUACAGGGUCUCGUCGCCGGGCGUGCGCGUGACGAUGGUGGGCGGGCGGAAGGCCGAACCGUCGGGCGCGGGCAGCCUCG